Molecule: messenger RNA, 1853 nt
Organism: Synchiropus splendidus (mandarinfish)
Lineage: Eukaryota; Metazoa; Chordata; Actinopteri; Syngnathiformes; Callionymidae
Gene: sdsl
Product: serine dehydratase-like
Exons: 10
Coding region: 686-1654 (322 amino acids)
Biological process (GO): L-serine catabolic process; L-threonine catabolic process
Molecular function (GO): L-serine ammonia-lyase activity; threonine deaminase activity
Source: RefSeq, a predicted model, not a curated record
CACGCCUCGCUCGCACCGAUCACACCCGCAGCUCGUUAUUGGACCUGAAAUACUCGGAAGGGCGCCAGUGUAUAGCGAAACAAAAACAACUCUGGGUGUUUCCGGCGAGGGCGCCGUCAAAAUAAUGUUUACUGCCCGUUCUCAGACUCAGACUCUCUUGUUUUGACAUUCUAACCGGAAGAGGCGUAACCCUUACUACGCGGGUUCGUAGCGCAUUGUAUCGACUUACCGACGAUGUAGCUGGUUUCUACGUGAGUAACCGUGGGAGACCGGUGCGUCGUGCACGUCACGAGGUAGCGUUAGUUAGUGUUGCUGAGUGUGUCAACAGUAGCAGCUCUUCUUCCGUCUCCAGGGUUCGAACUUGUGAGUCCUGGAAAGUGCGUCAGAGUCAUGCUGUUGUUUUCCUGUUGACCUUUGCCCCGUGUACCUGGCACCUUCACUUCCUCUUUCAUCGUUCCAACUGAAUCACUUCUGCUGCUACUGUCCCAGUUGUCUGUCUGUCUGUCUGUGUUCUUUCUUGCUGCCAAGUGCUCCACCGCUACACUCCUUUGAUGCGAAUCCAGAUCAGUCAUCGCAAGAAUUUGACCCCAAAACAUCUUGAAUGUUGUUUGAAAACAUAGCUGGUCAGCGCAAACUGCAAUAAAUACACGUUUUUCCUCUGAAAAGAUAGCACCGGGUGCUCAUCAUGGCCGAGUAUUUCCACAUUAACACUCCACUGUUGGAGAGCGUCGCCAUGUCCAAACGACUCGGAACCACCGUCUAUAUGAAGAUGGAGAAUUCGCAACCUGCUGGUUCCUUCAAGAUCCGCGGCAUCGGCCAUCUUUGCAAGCAGCUCGCCUCCAAAUCCAAAGGAGUGGUCUGCUCUUCCGGGGGAAAUGCCGGGAUGGCAGCUGCCUACGUAGCCAGGAAGAUGCAGAUGCCGGCCACCAUCGUCAUCCCUUCUGCAACUCCUCAGCUGGUGGUCAAGAGGCUUCAGGAUCAGGGGGCAAAUGUCAUAAUGGCUGGCAAGGUCUGGGACGAUGCCAAUGCAGAAGCUCUACGGCUGGCAGACCGUGAAGGGCUCACCUACGUCCCUCCCUUCGAUCAUCCCCUGCUCUGGGAGGGCCACGCCAGCAUGAUGUCGGAGGUGGCGUCAAGUCUUGGUCCCUCUGCAAAGCCUGGAGCGGUUCUGCUGUCCGUGGGAGGAGGAGGCCUCCUCUGUGGGGUUGUGCAGGGCUUGAAGGAUGUGGGCUGGGCCGAUGUCCCUAUCGUCGCCAUGGAGACGGUCGGGGCGGACUGCUUUAAUGCCGCGGUCAAUGCGGGGAAGGUGGUCACCUUAGAUGACAUCACCAGCGAGGCCAAAUGUCUUGGUGCAAAAACGGUGUGUGAGAAAGCCUUUGAAUACAGUCAGAGCGGCGACGUCGCCAUCAUAUCUGAGGUGGUGACGGAUCGGGAGGCUCUGCUGGCUGUGCAAACAUUCCUGGACGAAGAGCGAGUGCUGGUGGAGCUUGCCUGCGGCGCUGCACUGGCCGCCGUCUACUCUGGAGUGGUUCAGAGACUUCAGACUGAAGGACGUCUGCCCGCCAUCCUGGACUCGGUGCUGCUGGUGGUGUGUGGGGGCAGCAGUGUGGACACAGAGCAGCUGUCACUGCUGAAAGACAAACUGCAGGCAUGAAAAAGAAAACAGCGAACCAAAGGAAUUCAUGUUUGAAGUUGAAAUGUUCCAACUUCAUCAUAAUGUUGCUCAAAUGUCUUUCACCGUAUAUCCUGUUUGAACCAAGCGUCAAACUCCAUGUUGGUGUGUGCUGAGAUGGAAGGUUGAUGUUUUUCUGUUGGAUUCGCACAUGAACCUAUUCCACCUUGUCUUUCUUCAA